AGUUCCGAGAGGCCCGCGGCGGAGCGCGAGGCGGCCCCUGUCCUGCCCGGCCCCGGCCCCGGCCCCGGCUCCUGCGCGCCCCCCACACGCACCUCCCCCAUGGCCGCGGCACAGCCCCGGGAAGCGUCUCGGCGCCGCUGGUAGCGCCCGAGGGCGCCACGCUGCUCGCCCGCCGCGCAUGAGGCAACCCCUCGGCGAGUGCGACAUGGCGCUGAGCGGCGCGCUGCUCCCCUCCAUCGCCACCUUCGCGCCGACCGUGGCGGCCCGCGAGCGAGCGCUGCGCCAAGCCGGCAUCAGCAACCGCUGGAGGGAGGAGCUGUCCCCGCUGAAGCGGCUGCCCCCGGGCCGCCCCUACGCCGAGCUGGAGGGCGGCGGCGGCAGCCCCGGGCCGGGCGCGCUGGUGCCGCCGCGCCGCGACGCCGAGGAGUUCCACGAGCUGCUGGACUUCGACUUCAUCCUGUCCAACUCGCUGGCGCAGCAGGAGCAGGAGCCCGCCGCCGCCGCUGCCGUGGUGCCCGCGCCGCCCGCCCCCGGGCCCGGGCCUGGCCCCGCAGCCGCCGCCGCCUGCAGCUUCCCCGCCGCCUUCCCGCUCUACGCGCCCGGCCGCGAGCCCGCGCCGGCCGCGCCCUUCGACCUGGCCGACAUCAGCGACGUGUCGCCCUCGGGGGGCUUCGUCGCCGAGCUGCUGCGGCCCGAGCUGGACCCCGUGUACAUGCAGCAGCAGCCCCCGCCCCCGCCACCGGCCCUCGGCAGCCUUCACGGGAAGUUCGUGGUGAAAGCCCUGGGGGACUACAACCACCUCAGCCUGGCCGGCAAAGGUGCCCCGGCUGACAGCCCUGCCGGGCCGCCCUACAGCCCCCUGCCCAGGAUGUGCCAAAAGAUCAAGCAGGAGGCUGCCCCCUCCUGCCCCAUUGCCCAGCCCCACGGGGGGCCGCCGCCCCCCCACGACUUAGCCCUGGGGCGGCCCCUGCCCGCCAGGACUACUGCCGAGGAGAUGCUCGGUAGCAGAGACUGCCAUGCCUCCCCUCCGGGGCUAAGCCACCCCCCACUGCCGCCGCUGCCCCCCGGAUACCACCCUGCCCCCGGCUACCCGCCUUUCCUGCCCGAGCAGCUCCCGCCCGGCGCCCUGCAGUACCAAGGUCAGUCUAAGUAUCUCGGUGCUUUCGGAGAGCCCGGCACGGUGCCACGGUUGGGGCGAGGGGUGAUGCUGACUCCGCCCUCUUCGCCCUUAGAGCUGAUGCCGCCCGGGAGCUGCCUGCCCGAAGAAACCAAGCCAAAGAGGGGGCGCCGGUCGUGGCCCAGGAAAAGGACCGCUACGCACACCUGCGAGUAUGCGGGGUGCGGCAAGACCUACACCAAGAGCUCUCAUCUCAAGGCACACCUGAGGACCCACACAGGAGAGAAGCCCUAUCACUGUGACUGGGAGGGCUGCGGGUGGAAAUUUGCCCGCUCUGAUGAACUUACUCGGCACUACAGAAAACAUACUGGCCAUCGCCCUUUCCAGUGUCAAAGAUGCGACAGAGCAUUUUCCAGGUCAGACCACCUUGCCUUACAUAUGAAGAGGCACUUUUAAUUGGAAGCAGUGGAUUUUUUUUUUCCUAUACUGCCAUAAGAGAUUCAGUAUUCACAGCACAGACUGGCUUCCGCAGGAGGGAGUGACACAGCUAAAGCACUACAAGGAAUCAUGGUGAAGUCUUCCAAAGAGUGGGAAUCAACUGAUAAUUACACAUGUUGGAGCUCUCUCUCUCUCUUUCUCUCUCUUUCUCUUUCUCUUUCUCUCUUUAUCUGACUCUGGUAUAAUGGUUCGCACUCUGGACUUUGAAUUCAGCAAUCUGAGUUUAAAUCUUUUUCUGCCCUUUUUUUCUUUUUUUAAUAAAUUAAAGAAGAACAUUGGGGUCAAUGACUGGAUCUUCUAUCAUUCCAUUUGUAAAUCCAACUUGAAUUUUUCUGGACUACAAAAUGCCAACAAAUGACUGGAAGUCAAGGCUAUCAGGGUUAAAGAGACUGCUUUUGGGCAGGGGUGGGGGGCAAUUACAUGGGGAGAUCACAUUCCCUUAAAUUUUGGCUCAAUGCAAUAUUAGAUGUAAAUGUCAUCUUGUAUUUUCUUUUUCCUUCUAAAAAGCCAUUACUAUGUUUAAAAGAGGAGGAAAAAAAUUCAGGUACAGAAUUUAUGUUUAAAAGCCUAUUUCAUGGUGCUUAGUGACUGUUGGUUCUAAAGGUACCAAAAACAGGAAGCCAAAGUUCUCAAACUGCUGCAUAUCUGACAAGGAAUUAUUUUUGUCUUCCGAUCUACAGUUAUGACCUAAAUCAGGUAAAUAAACCUGGUUUAUUUUCUUUUUUUUUUUUUAAGAAAAUAACUUUUAUGCAGACAGUCUGUAAUGCACUGUGGUUUCGAUGUGCAAUAAUUUGUACAAUGGUUUAUUCCCAAAUAUGCCUUAAGCAGAACAAAUGUUUUCUAUAUAGUUCUUUACAUAAUAAAUAUGUAAUAUAAAUUUAAGCAAACUUCUAUUUUGUAUAUUUGUAAACUACAAAGUAAAAAUGAACAUUUUGUUGGAGUUCGUAUUUUGCAUAUUCAAGCUGAAAAUAAGUUUUAAAUAAACCUAUAAUAUUUUA
Messenger RNA from Alligator mississippiensis (American alligator), 2613 nucleotides. RefSeq names its product KLF transcription factor 4 (gene KLF4). NCBI's taxonomy places the organism in Eukaryota, Metazoa, Chordata, Crocodylia, Alligatoridae. The record is from RefSeq and is a predicted model, not a curated record. The coding region runs from base 179 to 1573 and encodes 464 amino acids. Gene Ontology annotation, molecular function: DNA-binding transcription factor activity, RNA polymerase II-specific; RNA polymerase II cis-regulatory region sequence-specific DNA binding. Gene Ontology annotation, biological process: regulation of transcription by RNA polymerase II. The transcript has 4 exons.